Plodia interpunctella (Indianmeal moth) is the source of this 3175-nucleotide messenger RNA. RefSeq names its product neuropeptide CCHamide-1 receptor-like (gene NGR-A15). The coding region runs from base 270 to 1421 and encodes 383 amino acids. The transcript is spliced from 9 exons. Gene Ontology annotation, molecular function: neuropeptide receptor activity. NCBI's taxonomy places the organism in Eukaryota, Metazoa, Arthropoda, Insecta, Lepidoptera, Pyralidae. Gene Ontology annotation, biological process: G protein-coupled receptor signaling pathway. The record is from RefSeq and is a predicted model, not a curated record. Gene Ontology annotation, cellular component: plasma membrane.
UUCGUAGCCCGUAGCUUCUACAGUCGCGAGACAUUUUCCACGCGUGACGGCCGAAUCGCGCGCCGGCCGCUCGCAACUUCGAAAUUCAAAUUUGGAAUCGCGUAUCUUUCGAACAAAAGCAGUUUAGUUGCCAGUAAUAUCGUGCAAUUAUGGAUAUAAUAAUUUAGUGUUGUACAAAUGUUUAAAAAAAAAGUUUCUUUUGUGAUCGUGAUUUAUUUUUAAAGUGCUAAAGUUGUUCAAUAAGUUCCUAAGUUUCUAAGCGAUGAAAAAUGGAUGAGUUCAACGAGACUUACCCAGGGAAUGGCUCGGAGUCCUACCAGCCGUACUACCAGCGUCCUGAGACGUACAUCGUGCCGAUCAUAUUCGCGCUCAUCUUCGUAAUCGGCGUCGUCGGGAACGGGACCCUGGUGGCGGUCUUCGUCAGACAUAAGGCUAUGAGAAAUGUUCCUAAUACAUACAUCCUAUCGCUGGCCCUGGCCGACCUGCUGGUCAUCAUCACCUGCGUGCCGUUCACCUCCAUCGUGUACACCAUCGAAUCCUGGCCGUGGGGAGCCACAGUGUGCCGACUGUCUGAAGCUGCCAAGGAUGUCAGCAUAGGUGUGUCGGUGUUCACACUGACUGCUCUAUCAGCUGACAGAUAUUUUGCUAUUGUGGAUCCUCUUAGGAAGUUGCAUGCUACAGGAGGCAGCAAGCGCGCCACCCGACUCACUGUGGCGACAGCUAUCGGCAUCUGGAUACUGGCCGGUAUACUGGCCACGCCUGCUUACAUGGGCUCAUACGUGCGGACCUUUGUCGUCAACCCUACCACGCAGUUUCUAGUCUGCUACCCUUACCCAGUGGACUGGGGGGAGAAGUACCCGCCCACGAUGGUUCUGAUAAGGUUCCUGGUAUACUACUCACUUCCGCUGGCUGUGAUCGCGCUAUUCUAUGUCUUGAUGGCGCGCCAUCUGGUGCUCAGCACGCAAAACAUGCCAGGGGAAAUGCAGGGGACCCAACGACAGAUGAGGGCCAGAAGGAAAGUGGCGCUGACAGUACUAGCGUUCGUGCUCGUGUUCGCUGCGUGCUUCCUGCCCUCACACGUCUUCAUGAUGUGGUUCUACUACUGUCCCACAGCGGAAGAAGACUAUAAUGGGUGGUGGCACGGACUCCGCAUUGUGGGCUUCUGUUUGUCCUUCCUCAACAGCUGCGUCAACCCUAUCGCCCUGUAUUGUACCAGCGGUAUCUUUAGGAAGCACUUCAAUAGGUACCUGCUAUGCCGAGGCGGAUCUACUCAUGCCAACAGAGGAUCUCUGUCCAUAUCCACAUCGCGGCGACUUAAUUCCAGCUGCAGAAAAACUAACAUUAGCAUGGUGCCUAGAACAACAAGCGUCGGCCGCGACAGCAGCAUCAGACUUCUAAACAACGGGUCUUCGAAGCUCUGAGGAAGGGGCUCCGGCCACAUGGCCAACAAUAACCUCGAGCGCUCUAAAGAAAACUACAGCAAGGGCGCCCUCUACAAAACUAAUCACAUGGCGCCGUUCCCGAAAUGUUGUGAGCGAGAAAAUGGCGUCAAUAAUAUUAAGGAAACUAACCUGGAUAAGGACGUUAGCAGCACUGAGAGUUUCUUCCUACCGCCGGAUAAUACGAGUGCGUUCCAUUGUAGUUAAACUGGUUGUGAACUUUUUAUUAGACGUGUCAAUAAUGAACGAUUCCUAAUUUCUCAAAUUCAAAAGUUUACAGCCUCGUUUUUUAUGAAUAUUUUAAUGUGACACUAUGGAUUAUUCAGACCUUUCCCUUUUAUGCUAUGUAGGUAUAUCCAUACAGAGUCAACUAUCUGUUAAAACUGAUAGAAAUAAUAAGAUGGCUCGUUGUGGAAUUGUGGACAUAGCUUUAUAGUAAGUAGGUAGGUCUAAUUGAUUGGAAGAGUUAUUUAUUUUCUUGUGAAUUAUUGGUCAAAUUAAUUGCAAAUUGCCUAUUUUUUUCAAUUUUAACUUAAUCGUACAUAACUGAACUUUGAUAACUUCAAUGCAGCUACUGUUGCAUGCUAAGUUGCAGGGCUGUCACUUUCACUUUGAUUAUUGUUUCACCCUACAUACAAUAGCCAUAUUAAUGACAGCCAUUUGUUGAACAUUAUUAUAUCGGAAUGGGAUCGCUUUUGUUUGGUUUAUCGUUCAUUUGGAAUAUACUUAUUAAGUUAAUAAUUAUUAAAAAUUUAAGUGUAUUAAUACUAGGCCAGUGCCAGUGCUCCUGCAAUGGGUACAAUUAAUGGUUGAUGAUGAAAUUAGAAAAUAUUUGACGUUCCACAAUUUUUAGUUAGGUACUUACAUUUUGUACGCAUAUUUCUAUAAACUGCUACUCACUCACUAAACUAUUCAGAUGGAAAAUAAAAACGCAUACAAAAUAACCUUUGCACGUGGAAUGUCAGAUUUUAAAACUAGAUCUACGUUAGAUCUACCCUGAUAUUUAUAAAAAUGUUAAAGUAUAAUUUAAGCUAAAGUAUGUUUUGUCACUGUCGCACUUUACAAUAUACAUUGACAGAACGAGACCAAACAUACUUUUAUUCUUUAACUUUUUUAGGAAUUAAUUGAUUAAUAUUAUUGUAAAUAAACACAAGAAAUUACAAUUAAAAUAUUGUACCAAACUAAUGAUAUAAGCGUAACAAGUACUCUAUUGUUAUAAAAUUGGUUAUUGUAAAUAUUGAAAACUUAUAUGAAACAUUGUGGUGAUGUUAUUAUGUUUUGUAAAUAAUAAUAAAAGAUUUUAGCGACUAAUAUUUGGUAGAAAAACGAGUUAAAAUUGAAUAACUUACAAUUCAGUAAAAAAAUUGUCUACAUAAGUAUAGACGGGAGCAAUCUCUUUAAGAUGUGAAUAAAUACAGAAUCAAUUACAAUUAAAUACCUAAAUUAAUUUAAGAUAAUUAAAUCUGUUCCUCACUACUGAUAUUUUAAUUUAAAUUAUAUUGAAUGUGAUUAAAAUAAUAUUAUUUUCACGUUAUACUAAUGGAAAUAAAAUACAUAUGUAUUUAUUUUUGUAAAUUUAAGUAGUAUCUUAUUUAGUAUUUGGGAAAAGUUAAUCAAAAUGUCUAUCGUAAGUAAUUAUCCUAUCCUUUCUAAGCCUAAUUUCUAUACUGCUUUAUGUAAUCUAAGCCUAAUUAAAGAAAAUAAAUAAAUUACAUAGGUAUGUAAUGUAAUGUGAC